CACAGGGAAGAUCAGAUGUGAUGCGCUCGAGCAUCUAGAAUAACAACCACGAUUACUACAGCACCGCCUGACAUCCAACGAACGGAAUCAGCUGUCCACCGGACAAUUAAUACCGAAUAAACACGACGGAAUAGCAUCAAACACGUGUGAAAUUUGGUUUUUCUGCGUAGAGUUCCGCAGCGUCAAGAAAAUCGAUCUGGUGCAUCUGAAACAGGAUAACCAUGUCACUGUAUCCGUCUCUGGAAGACAUGAAGGUGGAUAAGUUCAUGCAGGCACAGAACACCCCCUCCGCCAGCCCAUCAAAAGCAGCGCCUCUUCCUGAAGCUUCCAUAACCCAGUAUGAGUCGAGCAUCACUUACUAUGAGUCAAAAACUGAAGAGAUGGGUACCUCUGGCAGGUUGUAUCCUGAGCUUCAUGAGUUUAUGGGCCUAAAUCUCAGUGUGGAUGCUCUACAGGCAUAUUCACCUUCAGUCCCUGACCAGACCAGUGGGGCUCUCAGUGUGCGCACGACUGGCACGAGCUGGGCAGCAGCCCCUAUAACAGGAAGUGACAUCGGGGUGAAGAGGGCUGAGAUUCGGCAGGGCGUGAGGGAGGUGGUGCUGUGCAAAGAUAUGGACGGGAAGAUUGGCCUCCGUCUAAAAGCCAUAGACAAUGGUGUGUUUGUGCAGUUAGUGCAGGCCAACACUGCUGCAGCAUUGGCUGGGCUGCGCUUCGGUGAUCAGAUUCUGCAGAUCAACGGCGGAUCUUGUGCUGGCUGGAACAGCGAUCAUGCACAUAAAGUGCUGAAGAACGCCAGUCCAGAGAGGAUCACACUGGUUGUGCGAGACAGGCCUUUGGAGCGAUCUGUUACUCUUCACAAGGACAUGAGCGGACAGCUUGGCUUUAUAUUUAAGAAGGGCAUCAUCAGCUCAAUAGUGAAAGAUAGUUCAGCAGCACGUAACGGACUCCUCACUGAUCACCACAUCUGUGAAAUCAAUGGGCAGAAUGUUAUUGGACUGAAGGACUCCCAAAUCACAGACAUCCUUAAUUCCAGCGGGGGUGUUGUCACGGUAACGGUGAUGCCGGUGGUUAUCUUUGAACACAUGAUGAAAAGGAUGUCCAGCAGUAUUGUGAAGUCACUAAUGGACCACUCUAUUCCUGAGGUGUAGGACGGUUCUGAGCAGAUCGGAUCGGACUGUACAGCUGAGGAUGAUUUGGAUUGUGUUAUGUGAUGUCAGGAAGGGUCACAUUUAGUCUGGAGUACAGUUGUGUGUCUGCGGUCACGUGUGAUUUUGUGCAUGUGCGAGAGAGAUAAUCGGCAAAGAAACACAGCUGAGGAGAACUUGUGAGAUAUUUGAUUUACAUUUUUAUUUAAAGGACUAGUUCGCACAAAAAUGAAAAUUCUAAUCAUGAUUUACUCGCCCUCAAUUCGUUCCAAAUAUGUAUGACUUUCUUUCUUCCGUGGAACACGAAACGAGAUGUUAAGCAGAAUGUUCAAGCUGCUCUUUUCCAUACAAUGAUAGGGAAUGAGGACUAGGGCUGUCAAGCUCCAAAAUGACAUACAAGAACCUUAAAAGUACCAUAAAAGUAGUCCACUUGACUCGUGCACUAUAUUCCAAGUCUUCUAAAGUCAUACGCCCUAACCUGGGGGGGGUUACUGUCCUUUUCUGCAUAUCGCGGCACCGUUUUGCGGUCCGUUCUGCAUAACACGACGGCUCAUUUUAGCUCACCGUGGCCCAUUCGGCACAUUUCGCAAACAACCCACCGGCCCGCUCGGUUCUCCCGAUGCCCAGUCCUCCCCUGAUCGGCCCAAAAGUGCUUCGGCCCACCGGGAAAAUGCCCGGUAUGCCAGAUGUCCAGUCCUUCUUCAGCCGUAGCUCUCAAAUCUCAUUUGCACUUCUGUGUGAUCAAUCUGGGUUUUUUUGUGGUCUUUUAUAAUACGUGGCAAGUGGUUUAUUUCAAUAUACGUGAACGGAAAUGAGAUUUCAGAAUGAGGGGUUGAUUUUCAGUGUAUAGAAAUGCCUUCAGAGGACUUGGAAUAAAGUGCAUGAGUUCUACGGACUACUGCUAGGGUACUUUUAUUAUGCUUUUCAUUGUAAUUUUCUGCCGAACAUCUUGUGUGUUACACUGAAGAAUGAAAGUAAUACAGGUUUGGAGCGACAUGGGACAUGAGGGCGAGUUUUUGGGUGAACUAUCCCUUUAAUUCCUCUCUUUCAUCUUUAGACACACUGUGUGAAGCCUGAAGCUUAUUUCAAUUUCUCUGUUUUUCAUAAAACCACUUAAAAUUAUCAGCUAAAUAUAUUAAGUCUUGCUCAUGUUUUAAACUUUUCAGCAGUAAUGAUGUUGCAGGUACAAAUGCCACUCAAAACUAUGCACUACUGAAGCGAGUAUUUGGAUAUUAAGUUCACUAUGAAGCGUUAUACUGCAGGACAUUGUGUUUGUGGCCCUGUUUUCUUGUGUUUAUGUGUGUGUGGCCUGUGUGAUUUUGCUUUCCCCACUUAAACGGUUCAUCAUUGAUCUUGGUUGGUCUGCAGGUGGCAGGUGCAUGUUCAUAUGAUAACAGCUUUUUGUUUUAUCUUUAAGGGAUUUUCAGGAAAACUUACUAAGCUACUUAAUGUCAUAAGUUUCCAUUGUCACAUAAAUAACGUUUUUAAAGUUUAGGGAAAUGUUGCUUUCACUUAGUAGCCAUGCAAUGGUACUAGGAAGGAGUAUAUUGAUUCAAAGGCAUAUAUGUUGUGUUUAUCAGCUUUUUUGAGGGACACAUCCACCUUUUAAUUUAAUAAGUCAUAUAUAGGCUACAAAUUGUAUAGACAGUUAAGUCUCACCAUUACAGAUGAAAAAGUUUAUAAUUAAUAUCAUAUUGCAUUUUAAAUUACACAGUGAUUUUUUUUGCCGCUCAAAUCGUGUAUUAGUAACAUUUGAAUUCCGAUUCCAACGAUGUUUGAAGGUUAUGUCAAAAUGUUUUGUUAUUAUGGAAAUUUUAAAUAAAUACGUC
Messenger RNA from Xyrauchen texanus (razorback sucker), 2974 nucleotides. RefSeq names its product syndecan binding protein (syntenin) (gene sdcbp). Lineage: Eukaryota; Metazoa; Chordata; Actinopteri; Cypriniformes; Catostomidae. Bases 222 to 1148 code for a protein of 308 amino acids. The transcript is spliced from 9 exons. Gene Ontology annotation, molecular function: protein binding. The record is from RefSeq and is a predicted model, not a curated record. Gene Ontology annotation, cellular component: cytoplasm; plasma membrane.